This is a messenger RNA of Vigna angularis (adzuki bean), 3721 nucleotides long. Its product is annotated as protein argonaute 7. The record is from RefSeq and is a predicted model, not a curated record. NCBI's taxonomy places the organism in Eukaryota, Viridiplantae, Streptophyta, Magnoliopsida, Fabales, Fabaceae. Gene Ontology annotation, molecular function: RNA binding; protein binding. Gene Ontology annotation, biological process: regulatory ncRNA-mediated post-transcriptional gene silencing. Gene Ontology annotation, cellular component: cytoplasm. Bases 862 to 3468 code for a protein of 868 amino acids. The transcript has 3 exons.
UGACUCCACCCUUCCCUCAAAAUCAGAUCGUUAAAUCAAAAACCCAUUUUCACAAACCUCCAUGCAAACUCAGUAGCUCCGCCUCCUCGUGUUACAAGCUCGCUCCACCACCACUUGCUCCUGGUAAGCACUAGCAUUGUUCCCUCCCUUUUAAACUAACCCUGUUGUUUGCAUUCUUGUUUUGUUAAUUCACUAGCCAAAACAUUGUUCUCUUAGCCAGCUUGCUUGGUUUUCUUGAAAACAAAAAAAAAAACAAUUUUCCUUCAGUUUCUGAGAAAAGAAAAAAACCACCAUGGCAAUACCAUGAAGAAAACAUUUCUGCCUAGUUCUUUUCUAUGUUAUGCGUAUAUUUUCGAAACAUCUCAUUUGGGGUUGAAAUUCAUAUAUUGGUAUAUUUCUAGAGUUCAAUCACUAAGGGUUUGGUCAAUGUUUUGCAUUAGUUUGGUGGUUUUCAUUUGAAAGUAUAAGGUCUUGCUGGAGAAAACAAAGUUCAUAUCAGUGUGCGACUUGCUGCAAUCAAUGAGUUAUGUUUCAAUGUUGAUUUGGUCAAAAGUAGUACUCCAGUGUAUUCUGUUUUAUCAAACAGUUAAACAGUUGUGGGAAAAACUGUUCAACUCUUUUCUCUCUAUAGUAUUUCACGAUUGAAUUUUAUUACUACACAUCUUCUUCGUUAAUAUUUAUCUCUGUAAGCCAGCGAUGUUGAAAGCCUUCCUUCUUUUUCCCUUUUUUGGUGCCAGUAAGUUGUUGGAAGGCAGUAUUAGCAUAUUCUGAGCUCGAAAGGAAGUUGAGCAGCAAACAAAGACAUCCCUGAAAGGAGAUGAUAGGAAGAAACUAAUUCCAGAAAGGAAGGCACAGUCAGUGAUGGUUGCAAGGAGGCCUGACUCUGGUGGCCAAGAAGGCACUGUCAUCUCUCUUCUUGCCAACCACUUUUUGGUACAAUUUGAUCCAUCACAGAAGAUAUAUCAUUACAAUGUUGAAAUCACUCCCCAUCCCUCCAAGGAUAUUGCCAGAGAAAUCAAGCACAAGUUGGUAAAUAACAAUUCUCCUGUCCUCUCAGGUGCUAUUCCAGCAUAUGAUGGCAGAAAGAAUCUUUACAGUCCAGUUCAGUUCCAAAAUGAUAAGCUAGAGUUCUACAUAAGUCUUCCAAUCCCCACUACCAAGCUUCCAUUACCUCAUGGAGAAAUCUCUCACUUUAAUGACAAGCAUCAAAAGCUUAAACUUUUCAGGAUAAAUAUCAAGUUGGUCUCCAAAAUCAAUGGGAAGGAGUUGAAUAACUACUUGAACAAAGAGGGUGAUGACUGGAUUCCACUUCCACAGGAUUAUCUGCAUGCUUUGGAUGUAGUUCUUAGGGAGAGCCCUACCGAGAAAUGCAUUCCUGUUGGAAGGUCAUUCUACUCGAGUUCAAUGGGAAGAAGCAAAGACAUUGGUGGAGGAGCUGUUGGAUUGAGAGGCUUCUUUCAGAGUCUCAGACCAACACAACAAGGAUUGGCUCUCAAUGUGGAUUUCUCAGUAACUGCUUUCCAUGAGAGCAUAGGAGUCAUUUCAUACCUGCAGAAACGUCUUGAGUUCCUUCGAGACCUUUCUCAAAGGAAGACAGCUCAAUUAACUGCUGAAGAGAGGAAGGAAGUUGAGAAGGCAUUGAAGAACAUCAGGGUCUUUGUUUGCCAUAGGGAAACUGUUCAAAGAUACCGUGUCUGUGGCUUAACUGAGGAAGCUACCGAAAACCUUUGGUUUUCUGACAGAGAUGGCAAGAAUCUGAGGCUGCUCGAUUACUUUAAAGAUCACUAUAACUAUGACAUACAAUUCCGAAAAUUGCCAUGCUUGCAAGUUAGUAGGAGUAAACCUUGUUAUCUUCCUAUGGAGCUUUGUGUGAUCUGUGAAGGCCAGAAGUUCCUUGGAAAACUCACUGAUGAUCAAACGGCAAGAAUACUCAAGAUGGGCUGCCAAAGACCGGGAGAACGAAAAACCAUUAUUGAAGGAGUCAUGAGAGGAAAUGUUGGGCCUACCAGUGGUGAUCAGGAAAAAGAAUUCAAGCUCCAAGUGUCAAGAGAAAUGACAGAGUUGACUGGCAGAAUUCUUUUCCCUCCCAAACUAAAGCUUGGAGAUGGAGGUCAUGUGAGAAACUUGACUCCUUCGCGUCAUGACCGGCAAUGGAACCUUCUUGAUGGCCAUGUCUCCGAAGGAACUACUAUUGAAAGGUGGGCACUGAUUAGUUUUGGGGGCACACCUGAGCAGAAGUCCAAUGUCCCCAGAUUCAUAAACCAGUUAUCUCAAAGGUGUGAACAGUUGGGCAUUUUUCUCAACAAGAACACAGUUAUUAGUCCCCAGUUUGAAUCAAGCCAGAUUCUUAACAAUGUCACUCUUUUGGAAUCUAAGCUCAAGAGGAUCCAGAGGACUGCCUCAAACAAUCUCCAACUUCUUAUUUGCAUAAUGGAGAGAAAACACAAAGGGUAUGCAGACUUGAAACGAAUUGCCGAGACCAGUGUUGGUGUUGUGAGCCAAUGCUGCCUGUACCCCAAUCUCAGCAAGUUGAGUUCACAAUUUCUGGCUAAUUUGGCCCUGAAAAUUAACGCCAAAGUUGGUGGUUGCACGGUUGCUUUGUACAACUCAUUGCCUUCACAGUUACCACGUCUCUUUCAUAUUGAUGAGCCAGUGAUAUUCAUGGGUGCAGAUGUGACACAUCCUCACCCUCUUGAUGAUUUCAGUCCAUCUGUUGCUGCUGUUGUCGGUAGCAUGAAUUGGCCGACAGCAAACAAAUACAUUUCAAGAAUAAGGUCUCAAACACACAGACAAGAAAUCAUUCAGGAUCUUGGUGCAAUGGUGGGGGAACUGCUCGAUGAUUUUUAUCAGGAGGUAGAGAAACUCCCCAGCAGAAUUAUUUUCUUCAGAGAUGGGGUCAGUGAAACUCAGUUUUACAAAGUGUUGGAAGACGAACUUCAGUCAAUUAGGUGUGCAUGCACAAGGUUUCCAGGUUACAAAACUUCCAUUACUUUUGCAGUUGUGCAAAAGAGGCAUCACACAAGGUUGUUUCCCCUUGAAACUGACCAGUCUUCAACUCAAAACCACUUUCUAUAUGAAAACAUUCCUCCAGGGACUGUGGUUGAUUCAGUGAUCACUCAUCCAAAUGAAUUUGAUUUCUACCUUUGUAGCCAUUGGGGUGUGAAAGGAACAAGUAGGCCAACUCACUACCAUGUAUUGUGGGAUGAAAACCAGUUUACUUCUGAUGAACUGCAGAAACUGGUUUACAACUUGUGCUACACUUUUGUCAGGUGCACCAAGCCAAUUUCUUUGGUGCCUCCAGCAUACUACGCCCAUUUAGCUGCAUACAGAGGCAGACUCUACCUCCAAAGAUCAGAGUCCUUAGGUUUGUUCAGAAGUACAUCUACACUAUCCAGAGCUGCUCCUCCAAAGACAGCACCUCUUCCUAAACUUAGUGAAAACAUCAAAAAGCUCAUGUUCUACUGCUAGUGAUAACUCUUCGCCAAUGCCAUUCUAUUUCUAGAUAGUUUAUUUAAAUGACAUGUAAUCAGUUGAUAUAGCAUGUGCAGGAUCAAUAUCAGUGCUGCAGAAAAAAAUUGAAGACCUGUAAGAUUUGCAUUUUAUCUAAUUAAAAAGUUCUCCGCACAAAGGCCAAAGUGCAGGCUGAUUAGAAGGCUUUUCUGACUGUAUUUUUCAGUUCUAAUUAAACUAAGACAUUCAUAAAUAUAUUAGUAUGAUUUUA